GGAUAAUGAAAAUCUGUUACACGCACGAAAAAGAUCUGUGUUCUGUAUUUCAAGUCAGCAAAAGUAAAAGUAAAAAAAAUAGAAAAGCUUUAAAUUAUUUCUCAAAGGGUUCCAAGACUGAACAAAGUCAUAGCAUAUCCAAAGAAAGUGUUAUAUUGAACUGUUAAUAAUGUCUGCUGUAUUAAACAUUUGCAUUUUAAGUUCAAGCUGGAAAUGAAAAUGCUCCUGUUUCAGCACUGGUUGCUGUGCUACAAAUGGACAUUACUGCACUGAAAUCCAAUGAAACAAGAAUUACCAGGUUAAAUGCAGGCCUUACAGCAAUGUCAAACAUACAUAGAUGCAGUUAAGAAAAUUAAACUCUAUAGUUGUUGAUUUAAGGGACAAGAAGGAAACAUCAAGCAAGUAUUCAGAAUCCUGCAAGAUGUGAGACAGGAGAGAGUGAAUUACAGCUUUAUUUAUAUAACUUUAUUGUCCAUUCAAAAGUGUGGAAAUUUGUCUUUAAGGUGUUGGGAUCUUGAUGCAAGCUCUAGUCUAGUCCAGCAGACUAAACUACCUAGUCUAUCUCUAGUUUAGUAAAUGCUCCAGUCGUAAAAAGUAGUUUGUAAAUGCCAGUUUGUGUGUUUUGUAAUUUUGUGUAAUAUCUAUUUGCCUUUUAAGCUAGAAAUUGAAGAAGAUGGGAGGCUUUUAAUAUUGGUUUGCCCUGCAGCGGGACAGGUGAGCAUUACUGCACCAGCAUACAAUACCACAAUAAUCUACAACGAUCUUCCCGAAACAAGACCAACUUCUCAAAAUAUUGCCAGCAGCUAACAAGAGCACAAAAAUAAUCCCUCCAGACCUGAUGGCACUCCUUGUGACCUCAUAUAGCUUUCAUUCUGAGUGCACACAAUACUUUCACUUUCAGUAGCUACUGUAUUUAUCUGAGCUUUGUAAAUACUAUCAUUAGAGCUGAGCAAGGGCACAGAACAGACAUCUCUCAGGUACCCCAGGAGUGUGGGAACUAUGGCUAACAAUGGAAGCAAGACAGAUGCCACUUCAAGUGGAAAACAGACUGGAAAUAUCACUGAGUCUUUGGAAGUGGAGACCCAUAAAUACAAUAAAAUGAGGAGUGAAGCGAUUGUUUCGAAGAAACAAAAUGGCGAAGUGGUUUACCCUCACAAAUUCCACGUGAAGAUGUCUCUCAUGGAGUUUAUCGAGAAGUACGCAAACCUCAAAGCAGAAGAGCAUCUGACGGAUGUGGUCACAUCCAUAGCAGGUCGAAUUCACGCCAAGAGAGAAGCCAGUAGCAAGCUUCUGUUUUAUGACAUCAGAGGAGAAGGUGUAAAGUUACAGAUCAUGGCAAACGCCAAAUUUUACGCGUCCGAGGAGCAGUUUGUGGAGAUGAGCAGGGAAUUGCACCGCGGGGACGUUGUCGGAGUGGAAGGAAGCCCCGCCAAGACCAAGAAGGGCGAACUGAGCAUCAUCCCCGUGCGGCUCCAUCUGCUGUCCCCCUGCCUGCACAUGCUGCCCCACCUGCACUUUGGCCUGCGGGACCAGGAGAAAAGGUAUCGCCAGCGUUACCUUGAUUUGAUCCUAAAUGAUUCAGUGAGGCAAAAGUUCAUUACAAGAGCUAAAAUUAUUCAAUACCUACGGAGCUUUCUGGAUAAUAAAGGAUUUCUGGAGGUGGAGACCCCCAUGAUGAACAUGAUUGCUGGGGGGGCUGCGGCCAGGCCGUUCAUCACCCAUCACAACGAGCUGAACAUGGACCUGUACAUGAGGAUUGCUCCUGAGCUCUACCUGAAGAUGCUCGUUGUGGGAGGCCUGGAUAGAGUGUACGAAGUCGGGCGCCAGUUUAGAAACGAAGGCAUUGACCUGACCCACAAUCCAGAGUUCACCACAUGUGAAUUUUACAUGGCCUAUGCUGACUACAACGACCUGAUGGAAAUCACUGAAGAGCUGCUGGCAGGCAUGGUUCUGCAGCUCACAGGCGGCUACAAGAUAACAUACCAUCCUGCAGGCCCUGAAGGCGAGGUGGUAGAGAUCGACUUCACUCCGCCCUUCCGCAGGAUCAGGAUGAUGGAGGAACUGCGGAAGGUGCUGGGAGUCAGUCUCCCUGCGGCAGACGCAUUGGACAGCGAAGAGUCCCGCCAGUUUCUAGAGAGACUUUGUCAAGAAAAAGGACUGGAAUGCAGUGCUCCCAGGACCUCGGCAAGACUUUUAGAUAAGCUGGUUGGAGAGUUCUUAGAGGUCUCCUGCAUCAAUCCCACCUUCAUCUGUGAUCAUCCACAGACCAUGAGCCCUCUGGCAAAAUGGCACCGUUCUGAGGCAGGCCUGUCUGAGCGGUUUGAGCUGUUCGUCAUGAAGCACGAGCUGUGUAAUGCCUACACAGAGCUCAAUGAUCCCCACGUACAGCGGCAGCUCUUUGAAGAACAAGCCAAGCAAAAAAGCUCCAGCCAUGCUGCAAUACUGACCACACAAGACUGUACAGAACAUGUAUACGCCACAUCGACAGGCAAAACACGCCGGUGACACUGAAGCGAUGAGCGUUGAUGAAGACUUCUGUACAGCUUUGGAAUUCGGCCUCCCACCAACAGCAGGGUGGGGAAUAGGGAUCGACCGUCUAAC
Messenger RNA from Lepisosteus oculatus (spotted gar), 2601 nucleotides. RefSeq names its product lysine--tRNA ligase-like. Gene Ontology annotation, molecular function: ATP binding; tRNA binding; ATP:ADP adenylyltransferase activity. NCBI's taxonomy places the organism in Eukaryota, Metazoa, Chordata, Actinopteri, Semionotiformes, Lepisosteidae. Gene Ontology annotation, biological process: diadenosine tetraphosphate biosynthetic process; basophil activation involved in immune response; lysyl-tRNA aminoacylation. Gene Ontology annotation, cellular component: nucleus; cytoplasm; aminoacyl-tRNA synthetase multienzyme complex. The record is from RefSeq and is a predicted model, not a curated record.